AUGUCCGUGCGCAUCCGUUUAAGAAACGGACAUCGCGCGGACGGACAGAACGCGCGCUUGUCCUCCCUUGGCCCGCCUGUCGGUGGCACAAAGCAAACCCCCCUCCCCCAGCGCGCCCCAUUUGGCGCCAUUUCCCCCCAAACCCUCCCACGUCCCAAGAAGAAGGCCAAGGCACUAAGGAAGCUGCGGUCAGAGUGCACGCCGGAGGAGAUCGCCAACUUGGACGCGGAAUCGGUGAAGAGGAGGAACCGGAGGGCGGUCGUCAAGGACAAUGCCGCUGCGGCCAAGUUCGCCGCUGAGCGCGAUGCGAUGGAGGCCGCGCGGCGCAAGGCCGAGGUCGAGGAGAAGGAGGCCAUCGACCCCUUCUACGACGAUGGGCAUGGCUCUGCCUACGAUCCCGAGGAGACCCAAAGUCAGGAUGGCCGCCCCCAGUACGUUGUCGAUGAAGAGGCCGACGACUGUGCUGAUUACAACCAUGGUGACUCGUGGCAUGAAUACGAUGACAUCUAUUGCGAAGGUGAUGGCGAUGAAGAAGAAGGCAAUGACAUUGAUAUUAGUGGCGAGCCAUUGUUCAUCGACGAGCUCACCCAAAGAGCGGAAGCACAAAAGUGGAGGAAGAGCAUUCGCACGGCAUUUCAAUCUUUGGAAGCAUCCAAGGCCCGGCACAAUGACAAGCCAUUCACUCUUACGCAUUGUUGGACAAUCAUCAACAAUUGCCCUAAUUUCAAGGAUCAAUACCGUGAACUUCAAAGGAAGAGAGGCAAGAAGACGACCAAGUUCCCCGGAGGUGGAGAUGGCGAGGAGUUGAAUAGGCCGAGGGGCAAGACCAACUCCAAGGUGGACGACAUACGUGAUGCCUCCUCCAUGGCCUUGCAUGAGACUUUGCAUGGCAUGAUGUCUCAAAAGGAUGUGAGGGACGAGAAGAAGCGGCAAAGCAAGGACGAGCAAAUGAAGCAAUACCUAGAGUUUCAAAGGAAGAAGCUUGAGAUGGAGGAGGCGGCCAAGAAGAGCAAGAUCAACAUGGAGGAGGCGUCCCGGCAAAGGCAGCUCGACAUCGAGGCCGCCAAUGUCAAGGCCAGUCAGAGGCAGCUCGACAUCGACGCCACCAAUGCCGCAACCAAAGCAAAGGAGGUGGCCCUUGCGAUCAUGAGCAUGGACUUGACCAAGAUGAGCGAGAAGAUGAGGAGCUGGUUCGAGGCCAGGCAGAAGGAGAUGUUCAACGCCGGCGACCUGAACUAG
This is a messenger RNA of Triticum dicoccoides, 1239 nucleotides long. RefSeq lists its product as uncharacterized. The record is from RefSeq and is a predicted model, not a curated record. Lineage: Eukaryota; Viridiplantae; Streptophyta; Magnoliopsida; Poales; Poaceae. Bases 1 to 1239 code for a protein of 412 amino acids. The transcript has 5 exons.